Messenger RNA from Dothidotthia symphoricarpi CBS 119687, 1125 nucleotides. RefSeq lists its product as uncharacterized. The record is from RefSeq and is a predicted model, not a curated record. The coding region runs from base 1 to 1125 and encodes 374 amino acids. The transcript has 3 exons. Lineage: Eukaryota; Fungi; Ascomycota; Dothideomycetes; Pleosporales; Dothidotthiaceae.
AUGGUUCCUGUAGCUACCCUGUCAGCGAACAGAAACAAUGACGACCUCGAGAAACAACUGUCAAAUAAUAGACCAACUGCUUUGACAAACUCUACAUUGGAGUGUUUGGAGACUACAUCGACCUUGACAAAAGAACAAAAGAAGAUGGCCGCACUCGAGGCUGCAGAAGAAAUCAACCACACGAUAACUAUACCUCGUAAGACACACACCCAUCGACUAGAACCUGGAUUGUCACUAAAUCAACGUUCAGUGCAAGACUACCCCGUCGGGUAUCCCCUUCAAGCAGCAUUCCAAUCCAGCGAACCCGGAUUUUCCAUCUACCGAGCAUUCGACUACCUCCACUCGCGUGUGAUCCUCGAAAUGCAAGACGAGCUCCGUUGUCUAGAGGAUAACCUCUCUCAACUGGACGCCGAGGACAACAACUCCCGACGUAACAAGUGCCUGAUGUCCCGGGCGUCGGACGAAAAGCAAGCGAAGCGUGAUAAUAAACCAUGCAGCGAUCGUACAACGCUGCUAUCCACGAUCCGCGACAAACUCGUAAGCUACGACGAGGUGCUGAUGAAAGCCAGAGAAUUAAACGCCUUCCAACGCCCGAGCAAGAGGGACUACCGUAGCCUGAGACGUUGGUUCCGUAGUAAGGCGCCGUUGAACUACGAGCGCGAGGAGGAGUUCAUCAAGAGGAAGGAGGACCUGAUCACACUGAGACAGGGGCGGGAGUGGGCGGGGUUUGACGGCUGGAUCGAAGAGUGCAUUAACAAGCUGCCCAGUCGAUUGUCAAAGUACCUUUUCACUACCCCUGAGCUCCGCAAGAAGUCAGACGACCCCCUCAUGUCAUUCUACUCAAUCUCUCGCAUCGAGAAGCUCGCAAGUCUCAUAAUCACCUCUGUGAUCUUCAUCUUGCUCGUUUUGCCGGUCGUCGCUAUGUAUAAACCGACUUCUGUCGGCGGCCGUAACUCGACUUUCGAUGCUGUUGGCAUUCUUGUCGUCUUUACACUGUUGUUCUCGGCGGCCAUGUCGCUGUUGACUAUGGCUAAGAGGCACGAACUUUUUGCUGCCAGCGCGGCGUACUGUGCAGUUUUGGUCGUUUUCAUCAGUAACUUCAGCAAUGAAGGGGGAAAAGGAUAG